Messenger RNA from Sporothrix brasiliensis 5110, 717 nucleotides. RefSeq lists its product as uncharacterized. The coding region runs from base 1 to 717 and encodes 238 amino acids. Gene Ontology annotation, molecular function: transmembrane transporter activity. NCBI's taxonomy places the organism in Eukaryota, Fungi, Ascomycota, Sordariomycetes, Ophiostomatales, Ophiostomataceae. Gene Ontology annotation, biological process: transmembrane transport. The record is from RefSeq and is a predicted model, not a curated record. The transcript has a single exon.
AUGAGCUGUUCCGAACCAUCUAGAGAUGCAGCCACAAACCACGAUGUAGCGGCCGGUCAGCUCGACGUCGGCCCACCGCUUCUUGGCACGGUGACCGCGUCCUCUGCAGCCUAUGCGAGCAGCCAUGUCGACGACAGCAAUGCCGCCAACCCCAAUGACCCUGAGCAGCUCAGCCGAGUGAUCAGCGGGCCACCCUAUAGCGUCUUCACUCCCGGCAUGAAGCGCUACAUCAUCAUCAUGGUCACAUUUACGAGCUUCAUCUCGCCCAUGACUGCCAACAUUUAUUUUCCCGCUCUGGUGCCAAUAGCCGUGGACCUCGGCGUCUCCAUUGGCCUCAUCAACCUGACCGUCACCACAUUCAUGAUCUUCCAAGGCAUUGCACCAACACUCGUCGGCGACUUCGGCGACAUGGCUGGACGACGGCCGGCUUUUAUCAUUGCCUUGGCCAUCUACCUGGUUGUCAACAUCGGCCUCGCGCUGCAAAAGAACUUUGCCGCCCUUUUGGUCUUGCGCAUGCUCCAGAGUGCUGGCAGCAGCGGCACCCUGGCAUUGGGCUUCGCCGUGGUGGCCGAUGUCGCCGUGAGCGCCGAGCGGGGCAAGUACAUGGGCAUUGUGGGUGCCGGCAUCAACGUCGGACCGGCACUGAGCCCCGUGCUUGGCGGUAUCUUGGCGCAGUACCUGGGCUGGCGGUCCAUCUUUGGUUUUGCUGCAUUGUGA